Molecule: messenger RNA, 1080 nt
Organism: Fragaria vesca subsp. vesca
Lineage: Eukaryota; Viridiplantae; Streptophyta; Magnoliopsida; Rosales; Rosaceae
Exons: 3
Coding region: 268-816 (182 amino acids)
Source: RefSeq, a predicted model, not a curated record
ACAAGAACAAGACGCAGACAAAUACAGACCUAAGAGAAGAAACAAAGAACACAGAGGAGCAAAAGAACCAAAACGCUGAAAGCAUCUUCUCUAACUCUAAGCUCGCAUCUUUACACUUUCACAGAAAUACAUACAGAUUGUCUAAUGGCGGAGCCGCUACAAAAGUCAACCAUUUGAACCUUAAAGAGGAAAGCAAGCCAAGGCAGCUGCAUAUACAAACAAGAAUAGUUUUGGGAUCAAAAUCGAGCUGAGAACCCUGAAUCUGAAAUGGACGAGGAUAACAAAAUGGGCGAAAUCGAGGAGAUGGGUCCAAACUCAAGCCCGGAUUCGCACCCGAGAGUGAAGACGAAGGUUCCAGAAGUAGAGGUCAGGCUGUACCGUCAAGGCAAAGGUCCGAUCGACUCGUUCAAGUCAAGCCUGGGAGGUUGGGACCAGAACCAGUUGGAGGUUCGAGACAUUCUCGACAAGUACGGCCUCAAAUCGCUCUACGCUUUCAAUCCCCAGUCGGGUCGCGGCGUCCCCAUCCGCUUUAACCCCCGCAAUGGCCGCUCUAUGCUCCCUUAUCGAGAUGGAUCCGAGGUUCACAUCGACGGCGAGCCCAAGGAUUCCUUGCUCCAACCAGUGACAAAGAUUUUGCUUGGGGUAGCAGUUAUGACUAUCCUGAUAACCAUUGUUAUGAAGGACCCUCCAGAAUUUGUCCAAAAGUUUAAUUCUUUUGGCGGAAACUUUCCUCCUUGGAUCCUUGCUCUUGUGGUAAUAGUUUUUACACGAAUGAGGAAGAGAACCAGGGAUUUUAUGAAAAAACUUGGUUGGUGAUAGGUGAGAAUGAUGCAUUUACCUGGAAGGCUGUCAGUUUCUCUAUUUAUUCUCAAAUUUUGUUAAAACAAUGAUUUGUGAUUGCUGAAUUUUGAUCUGAAGUAUCCGCUGAGUGGUUUUUGGUUACUGGAAUGGAUUGAUAUUUUAUGAUAGAGUAUUGUUUGGUGCAGGUGCAAGAUGUCUUGAUAUUUCAGUUGUAUACGCUAGAUUGUAUAAUGUGUUUUCUAAUUAACCUUAUGCUGUCGACUUGAAGUAAUUCCAUUU